Molecule: messenger RNA, 1536 nt
Organism: Endocarpon pusillum Z07020
Lineage: Eukaryota; Fungi; Ascomycota; Eurotiomycetes; Verrucariales; Verrucariaceae
Product: Cell division control protein 3
Exons: 3
Coding region: 1-1536 (511 amino acids)
Biological process (GO): cytoskeleton-dependent cytokinesis
Cellular component (GO): microtubule cytoskeleton; septin ring; septin complex
Molecular function (GO): molecular adaptor activity; GTPase activity; GTP binding
Source: RefSeq, a predicted model, not a curated record
AUGGUUACAACAGCGGUCGUGGUGACAAAGCCUGAGCUACACCGCAAUUCUAGCUACUCAUCAGCCAAAGAGGAUCUCACAACCCCUGCCUUACCUUCUCUCAAGCAUGGUGGCAGUUUCAAUCUUACUGACGCUGUUGAUAAUUCAGCUGCCAUUGCUAAUGGAGCCCAAGCUUCAGCGCGUGCUUCACCGGCGCCCAACAUCCCGAAUGGCAAAGCAACAUCUCCAUACUCCGAACGAGGAAACCCGAUGACUCAAGGUGCCUCGCAGACAGUCAGCUCCAAAGACCCAAAGGCUGCCGCUCAAGCUGCGAACGAUAUGAAGAAUGUGGUUCGUCGGAAGUUGACUGGUUAUGUCGGUUUUGCCAACCUGCCCAACCAAUGGCAUCGCAAGAGCGUGCGCAAAGGAUUCAACUUCAAUGUCAUGGUAGUCGGAGAGUCUGGCCUUGGAAAAUCUACACUGGUCAACACCCUAUUCAAUACCUCUCUCUACCCUCCUAAGGAACGCAAAGGACCCAGCCUCGAAAUAAUCCCAAAGACUGUUUCUAUCCAGUCGAUAAGUGCCGAUAUUGAAGAGAACGGGGUCAGACUUCGUUUGACAGUCGUGGAUACACCAGGUUUUGGAGACUUUGUCAACAACGACGAUUCAUGGAGGCCCAUUGUGGAAAACAUUGAGCAGAGGUUCGACGCUUACCUCGAAGCCGAGAACAAGGUCAAUCGUAUGAAUAUUAUCGACAACCGUGUCCACGCUUGUGUCUACUUCAUCCAGCCUACUGGACACUCUCUGAAGCCUCUGGAUAUCGAAGUAAUGCGCCGGCUCCACACCAAAGUCAAUCUGAUUCCUGUUAUCGCCAAGGCUGACACCAUGACUGACGAGGAAAUUAUUAAUUUCAAGCAGAGAAUUCUCACGGACAUAGAGCACCACUCCAUCCAGAUCUUCGAGGGGCCACGCUAUGAGCUGGAUGACGAAGAGACCAUUGCUGAGAACCAAGAAAUCAUGUCCAAAGUGCCAUUCGCGGUUGUAGGUGCAAACUACGAAGUCACCAACCCCGAAGGACGCAAGGUUCGAGGACGACGUUAUCCUUGGGGUAUCAUCGAAGUGGAUAACGAGGAGCAUUGCGACUUCGUCAAGCUGCGACAGAUGCUCAUUCGAACUCACAUGGAAGAGCUCAAGGAACAUACCAACAAUGCGCUUUACGAGAACUACCGAUCUGACAAGCUCAUUCAAAUGGGUGUCAAUCAAGACCCUAGCGUAUUCAAGGAGGUUAACCCAGCUGUCAAGCAAGAAGAGGAGCGUACUUUGCAUGAGCAGAAACUUGCGAAGAUGGAGACCGAGAUGAAGAUGGUCUUCCAGCAGAAAGUGCAGGAGAAGGAAAGCAAGUUGCAGCAAAGUGAGGAAGAGCUCUUUGCGCGCCAUCGCGAGAUGAAAGAUCAGUUGGAGAGACAACGAUUGGAGCUCGAAGAAAAGAAAGCACGGAUUGAGAGUGGCAGGCCGAUUGAGGAGAAGGGCAAGAGAAAGGGCUUCUCACUGCGAUAA